AUGGAAUUAAUUAUAAAUCAAAUAUUUUUGGAUGUUUUUGUUACAGAGGAACCUCUGCUACUCCCUAGACUAACGGUUGAGAAGUCGAAAUACUCCAACAACGAACGGAUAAGGGCUAACUGCACUUCUGAGGCAGCCUUCCCUGCCGCCAAUCUAACCUGGCUAAUCAAUAAUAUACAGUUACGCGAAAACCCACCGGCCAUCCGCGUACACACACGGCUACUCACGGACCAGUCACGAGGCCUUGAGACCGCAGUGUCCAGCCUGGCAUUAGAGGCAAGGCCCGGCUACUUCGUGGAGGGGCGACUGCAGUUGACCUGUGUGGCCACCCAGUAUCACAUCUACAGGAGGAAUGCCACUGUGCUGCUGCAGGAGGAUACGCCUCAAAUUGCGCCUGUUAUGGGGGCAACAGCACCUCAUUCACAUCCCGAGUCACGAGCUUCCCUGAUGUCUACUGACUGUACCAUUCUCUUGCUGCUGGUUUUGACAGUGACUGUACUAUCGAGGUAGCGCCUUUAGACCCAUUCUCAGUGUGCGUGUUAAAAUUGAAAGUUUGAAGUUUCAAGUUAAGAGUUGCAAGAGUGAUGAAAAUAAAUAAAAAAUAAUGCGAUGAAGAAAAUGUAAAUUAAAAUAAAAUCGCCCAACGCCAUAUUAACUAGUCCAUUCAUAAUAAAAAACUAGAACUUAUUAUUUAUAAGUUAUAAAAAACUUAGUUACUAUGACGAACUGAUUGAUAAAAGACAUAGGAUGAUUGCAUAACUAUAUUAUGAUACGAACUAUUGGAACUUUUUUAUAUAUAGCUAAAGUAUAAUGGAAAGCUCAUUUUGUUCUACGAUAACUUAGAUGUAAGGACGGUUUAAGUACAUUGAUAUUAUGAAGAUAUAAUGAUCACAGUUGAGUAUUGAGUAUUAUGAUAAUUAUAAAUUGUCCAUAAGGUUGUUCUAUGUAAGUGAUAAGUUGAGAGUUAUGUAAGAUAUGUGAGAGAAAAUAAAGUGUUGAUGAAUGUGG
Messenger RNA from Nilaparvata lugens (brown planthopper), 1008 nucleotides. RefSeq lists its product as uncharacterized. The record is from RefSeq and is a predicted model, not a curated record. Lineage: Eukaryota; Metazoa; Arthropoda; Insecta; Hemiptera; Delphacidae. The transcript is spliced from 3 exons. Bases 1 to 510 code for a protein of 169 amino acids.